Aureobasidium pullulans EXF-150 is the source of this 2772-nucleotide messenger RNA. RefSeq lists its product as uncharacterized. Lineage: Eukaryota; Fungi; Ascomycota; Dothideomycetes; Dothideales; Saccotheciaceae. The transcript has 3 exons. Gene Ontology annotation, biological process: DNA-templated transcription; regulation of DNA-templated transcription. Bases 1 to 2772 code for a protein of 923 amino acids. The record is from RefSeq and is a predicted model, not a curated record. Gene Ontology annotation, molecular function: DNA binding; zinc ion binding; DNA-binding transcription factor activity, RNA polymerase II-specific.
AUGUCCGAGAACGAACCCAACACACCUCGGGAUGAUGCGCAACGAAAAUGUUCGACCUGCCAUAUCGUCUUUCAAAGAACGACACAUCUGCGCCGCCAUAUGUUGACGCAUACUCAAGAUAAGCGAUUUGUGUGCUCGCAGUGCGGCAAAAGUUUUGUUAGAAGAGACACACUUCAUCGCCAUCAGAUAACACAUCGCACUAAUUCUAUCGGAACUCGAUCAGGAUCGGCUGAUGCUCUCUCCUCUCGAGCAUGUAGGACCUGUGCCAAUGCCCGUGUGAGAUGCACAAGACAGAUCCCGUGCGAGAGGUGCCAUUCGAGACGAAUUCAAUGUGUGUACGAGGAGUCGGACCAGAGACCUGAACUAGCGCCAGAAAGACCGACAAGCAUGGCGUCUGUCACUACCAUUGAAGAUGCACCUGGCAAUCAUCAGGAUGUCACCACCAUGGAUCAUGGCACAGUGAACAGUAAUCCGCAAGCUUCUGCGCCUGCAGCCGGCACAACUGACCCGUCGUUUUUAUUGCCUCAACACUCACAAGCGGUCGGCGAGCAGACCAGCUCUCUACUGGGUCCUGGCUGGGCACCGCAGAACCAGACGCCAAAUCCAGCUUACAACUUCCAGGAUCAGGGAAUGGGCGCGCCUUUUACCGAGCGGGACACGGUCACAGUACCGGCGACAAAUUGGCUACCUUAUACCAAUAGCAUGGACUGGGACUUCGAUUUCUACAUGACGCAGGCUUUGAACAACUUCUCUCCGGCUGUUGGAAUGGAUCAAUCUAGUAUCUGGUCUCCCAGCGCAGGUCCCCUAGAAAGAAUUACCACCAAUCUUGGGACAAGCCCUGGAAACAUAAGUAAGUCUUCUAUGACCGGAGAGUCCCCAGCGUCUAUGUCUGUUACUGCAUCAGUGGCUCAUGGGACAUUCUACGCGGAUGGGGAAGUGUCCAGACUGUCAAGACGCCGCAACAUAGCCGAGAGUCUGUCAAACCAAGAGCAUGUUGGUAGUGUAGGAAGUGGGUAUGACUAUGAUACUACCGAAGCAGCAGUAACUUCCAGAGACGCUCACUCCUCAUUCCUAAUCCCGACACAUACAUAUGGUCGAAUGGUUGAAAAGUUCGGAGAAUUGUGUGUCGCUGAGAACCCACUCUUUCCAUUCGAGAGGCUUCAGUCAGACCGACUUCCGUCUCACCAAGCGAUGGAGAUGUGUAUUAACUCCUACUUCGAGAACUCAAGUUCGAGUUUCCCAGUGGUCCAUAGGUCAACAACGAAGCUGGAAGGCGACAAUGACUGGAUACUUUGCUUGGCUAUGGCAGCUAUGGGUGCCGUCGCGUCUUCAUCAACUUCGCUGAUCUCCAAUGCCGAAGCCCUGAGGACCUUUCUGCAACGGACCGUCACUAUACAGACCGUAUUUUCAAGACGCGGUAAAAACUCACCAGAACUAUCUCUUAUGCAGGCCUGCAUCAUCUACGAUAUUCUGGAGCUCCAUCUACAAGAUAACGACAACAACGAAGAGGCCUUGGCAGGGACCGAAUCGUUCUCAAAUAUUUGUGCGGACAUUAAGAGACAUCGCUGGUUGAGCAUAGAUGAGCCAAAUUGGGACGGUACAUGGACGGAAGACAGCUGGAGAGCAUGGAUCCAUCGCGAGAGCCAGCGGAGAGUGGCGUACUGUGCUUGGCUGCUCGACACUUGGAACCUUCUGACUUCCGGCAAAAUCCUGUCGGCAAACUUCUCUCUGGCGGAUGUGCAAACAAAUCUGCCUGUUCACGAAGCCUUGUGGGCUGCGGGAUCUCUGGGAGCAUGGCUAAACCUCAAGGCUGUACACAAAGAGCCGGCAGGGUUGAUACCGUUGCUCCGAACACUCUAUCAGCAACAGCCGCUCAACCAUGAUCUUGGAGAGUUCUCACAGACGAUUGCCGUCCACGCAGUCUGCCGAAGAACGCGCGAAGUCGGCUUGCGCAUCCUAGACCCAUUGCGCGGUAUCGAUGCGGGGCAGCAUCCGUCUGGUGAGUCGGUCAGAGACAUCUAUUGGCUCCCUUCGGAUCCCGAAUACCAAAAAUGGCGCAACAAAACCCUGGACUGCCUGGACUCUCUACACUGGGCAACCCAUGCCGUCAUCGCUCGUCUGCAAGGCCUUGAACCACCAGUGGUUCUCCAUCUGCACAUAUCACGAUUAGUUCUACUGGUUCCAUAUCAGGAUAUCUACGAUCUCAUCUGUGAAGUCGUGUCAUCUCACGGCAACGAUCCAUCUUUUGCCCACGUUGGGAGUUCCCGCAUCCGCCGAGAAGACCUCGUGGCCAAGAUCUGGUUAUGGAUAUCUAAAGAUCACUACAAAUCCAGACUAGCUAUUGUGCAUGCUGGUGCAAUGUUCUGGUUCAUUCGGCACCACGGAACAGGUAACAUAUAUGAGCCGAGAUCUCUCUUUAUGUCCAGCAUCAUAUUGUGGGCUUAUGGUUCGUUUGUUCCCCUUCUGCAGGCCACGAAUGAUGAGGAUCAUCCUGUAGUCCCCCGCACGGAGGCCGAUGAGGAAUACGAUCCUACCAUGAUACAGAUUGAUCGACCGUGCGACGACGAACUUAUCCAGAUAUUCAUCCGCCGAGGCAAUGCUAUGCAACCGCAUAUGCUGGGUGUAGGCAAUAUCUGUCAGCCCGGUGGAGCACUUGGCGUACUGAAGAUUGGUGCGAAGCUAAUCAAGAAUCGAUGCUCAGCAUGGCCAAUAUCAAAGACCUAUGAGAAUCUUUUGCUCCACUGCGCUCAGGUAUCGGCAAGAGGUUCAUGA